Nothobranchius furzeri (turquoise killifish) is the source of this 3306-nucleotide messenger RNA. RefSeq names its product septin 15 (gene septin15). Gene Ontology annotation, biological process: cytoskeleton-dependent cytokinesis; intracellular protein localization; cilium assembly. Gene Ontology annotation, cellular component: septin complex; cell division site; septin ring. Gene Ontology annotation, molecular function: molecular adaptor activity; GTPase activity; GTP binding. Lineage: Eukaryota; Metazoa; Chordata; Actinopteri; Cyprinodontiformes; Nothobranchiidae. The record is from RefSeq and is a predicted model, not a curated record.
CUCUGAACAAAAUCAACCGUCGGAGCAUUUUUCUUCACCGUGCUCUACCUCCCUGGCCUGUAGCAGCUUUAGCUGCCAUAUGUAAUUCACCUCCAUUCAUUCAUAUUUAAAACACACGUUGUCUCCUUGUUGUUUGCGUAAAGUUUUCCUUUUUAGAAGCGGAAGCUGCGUUUUCGCUUCGCUUUGCCGCUCAUUUGGACGUUUGUCGGUGUAUGCCUCGGUGAGUGUCCGUAGCAGGCUGGGUGGUGACAGCAAACAUGAUCGAACGACCAGAAACUGCGGUUCCCAGCAUCGCUCAGCGGAACUUGGAGGGGUACGUGGGCUUCGCCAAUCUUCCCAACCAGGUUUAUCGGAAGUCUGUGAAACGAGGGUUUGAGUUUACGUUAAUGGUUGUAGGCGAGUCUGGUCUGGGCAAGUCGACGCUCAUCAACUCUUUGUUCCUCACUGACCUGUACUCUAAAGACUACCCAGGACCCUCGCAGCGCAUCAAGAAGACUGUGCAGGUCGAGCAGUCCAAAGUGUUGAUCAAAGAAGGCGGGGUCCAGCUGACGCUCACCAUUGUGGACACCCCAGGCUUUGGAGAUGCAGUGGACAACAGUAACUGUUGGCAGCCUGUUAUAAAUUACAUCGACAGUAAGUGCGAGGACUUCCUGAAUGCCGAGUCCAGGGUGAACCGAAGGUCCAUGCCAGACAACAGAGUUCACUGCUGCCUGUAUUUCAUCGCCCCGUCUGGACACGGCCUAAAGCCGCUGGAUAUCGAGUUCAUGAAGAGACUCCACGACAAGGUCAACGUCAUCCCUCUCAUUGCAAAGGCCGACACUCUGACCCCUGAGGAGUGCCAGCUGUUUAAAAAACAGAUAAUGAAAGAGAUACAAGAACACAAAAUAAAAAUUUAUGAGUUCCCUGACACCGAGGAUGAUGAGGACAACAAGCUCAUCCGAAAGGUUAAGGAAAAGAUGCCUCUUGCUGUGGUUGGCAGCAACGUGGUUGUUGAGGUGAAUGGCAAGAAGGUCAGAGGUCGUCAGUACCCUUGGGGCGUGGCAGAAGUGGAAAACGGGGAACACUGCGACUUCACGGUGCUGCGCAACAUGUUGAUCCGAACCCACAUGCAGGAUCUUAAGGACGUCACCAACAACGUCCAUUAUGAGAAUUACCGCAGUAAGAAACUAGCAGCUGUCACCUGUAACGGAGUGGACACCUCAAAGACCAAGGGACAGCUCACAAAGAGUCCUCUGGCUCAGAUGGAGGAGGAGCGCAGGGAGCAUGUGAUGAAGAUGAAGAAGAUGGAGGCAGAGAUGGAGCAGGUGUUUGAGAUGAAGGUGAAAGAGAAGAAGCAGAAGCUGAAGGAUUCAGAGGCGGAGCUUGAAAGACGCCACGAACAAAUGAAGAAAAACUUGGAGGCGCAGUACAAGGAGCUGGAGGAGAAAAGACGAGUGUUUGAGGAGGAGAAGGUCAACUGGGAGGCUCAGCAAAGAAUCCUGGAGCAGCAGAAACUCGACGCCUCCAAGACGAUGGAGAAGAACAAGAAGAAAGGGAAAAUCUUUUAAACUGAGUGGAAAUUUUCCUAUUUCAGUUCCACACAAACCUCCUUUUCACAUCUGAAGUUGCGUGGGCCUGCGAGCGCUCACCCGCUCUCACACACACCCACUCUCACACACACACCCACUCUCACACACACACCCUCACACACACCCACUCUCACACACACCCACUCUCACACACACCCGCUCUCACACACACCCACACACACACACACACACACGGAGUCAAAAACAGACUCGUCUCUCUGCCGGGUAUGAUGCAGAGCUCUUUGUUUCGGUGGGGAAUGCAUGUGUUUGUGAUAUUCUAUUUUCCUAUAUUUCCUGACAAAGAGGUGAAACUGUGUUCCUCUGAGCCAGCAGGACCCUUCAGAGCAGCUUCCGCGCAUGCAGCCGUCCACAGAGCUGCAGAUGCAUCAGCUGAUUCUUUAUAGUUAAGGAUUUAUUUGGUGUGAAGACACUAAAAGACUUGGAGGGCUCCUGGAGUGCGGCUGCGGGAUUCUAGACCCGGUCAGCAGAGCUGCAGACAGAACUUUAAAUCAUGUCCGUAAAUAAAAAUAAAAAUAAAAAAACAACAAUCUGAAUUUUUAGUUUUCUGUGACGAACUCGCCAUGUCAAAUAUUUUAAUAUGCAUAAUAUUUCUCCUCUCUUUAAAAAUGUAUUUAGAGUUUGUCGCAUUAAAAAGGGGUAUUUUUAACAUUUUAUCUGUUUGAUAAAGAUAUUUUUAAAUCAUAAGUCUUGAAAUCUGUGUUGAAAUUUAUGGUAAACUUAUAGUUUCAUUUUUUCAUCAACAACCACGCGUUUAAAUAUCUGGUGUCUGCUCUGAUUUUUUAUUAUUUUAGUGUCGCGGCUCGUUUUUACAAAACAAGCCCAGACGAAGUCAUGAGAGUCGGGCCCGGCCGGGUCUUUAGGUGGGAUCUGUUGGAGGGGGAAGCUGUGGGCUUUUUAUUAUUAUUAUUUUAACCUCAUAAGAAUUUCUUAACCAUUCAGAGGAAUUAAAGGACUAAUUCAGAGUUUCAGGAACCAUCGGUUCAACCGUAAUCAGCUGUUUUAAAUCGUGAUACUUGUGGUGAGUAUUGUCAUCAACCUAAACCCUGGCGUCCAAAAACAAACGUUAAAAAUUCAUCAAAUUCUUAAAAAUAUGAUUUGUGGAGCAUUUUCUCCUAUUUAACCCAAGUGUUUCCUUUUAUUUUACAGUUUUAUUUCAAAAACAGACUUCCCUCUGUUUAUUUUUCAGAAAUAACGUUUAAAUGGUUCAGUCUUUCCUCGAGUGGGAAUGUUUAUUUUCAUAUAAUAGUAAUGAUAAUUUGUAGUUAAAUCCUGAAAUGAAUCCACCUUUAGGUGAGUCGUUUUCCGUGAGCUUGUUGUCUCAUAAUAAACAAAAGAUCAGCGUUAAACCGUGCGGAUCCAGUUAUAAUCAUGUGUACAUACAGCUAUGGUCUUGUUCUGUUUUUAUAUAUAAUUUGUUCUUUUUUUAAUGUUUUUAUGUCAGAUACUCAAAAAGACUCCAUAAAAACUUGCAUUUAUGCAUAAAUGACACGACCGCUUCUCAGGACCGCUCCAUCAGUUCUCAUCUAAUGUUGGUAAAAAUGUUUAUCUGGUCUGAAGUUCAAAGGUUUUCAACCAGCUUGUAACCACUGACCCAAAACUGGUCAGUUUAGAUGUAUUUUUUGUAACAUUUUCUUUUAUAUAUAAAUAUUAAACAGUGUUUUUUGCUUCUUCUGUCUAUUAACUGUACAUGGUUAAUAAUAAAGUUAUGCUUUAACGA